AGCAUGUCACCGCUUGUCGUACAAGGCGACUAAUAGAGACACUCUUCCCAUGCCCCAAAUCGAAGUCUGUCGGUUCUCAAAUAGGAUGCCUUGCCUUUUUUUUAAAAGUUAAUUUGAUCUCUACGGUAAAUCAAAAUAGUUUUGCCAGUCAUAAAUAACACUCAGCCGAUAUCAGUGAGAAAAUCUGUUGGAAAAUCCAUUGAAUUAUAAGAUUACUGAGCAUUUGAAUAUGUUAAGUAAUUUUAUGUUCACAUUCACGUGUGUUAUGCACGUGAAAAAUUUCAAUAUAUGAAUAGUUUCGGACGGAAACUGAAGAUGGGACACGAUAAUAACGUAGUUGGUAAUAUUCUUGAGAGUUUAUUACCCAACACUGUAGUUUAUUAUGCAUUGGGCUGCUUUGCAACCGUUUUCAACACUCACAAAUGUCAAAUCAUUUGAGAAUUGUGCAAAUUCGUUAAUUUCCAUUAACAUUAGACGGAAACGUCAUGUUUGGCAAAUCGGAAAAAAAACAUAAGGAGUCCAAAGAACUCGCCCCCAUCUAUAUCAAUCUAAAAAACAAUGAUGUCCAACACUAUUUGCCGAAUGACGAAAAUGUCAAGAAGCAUAAAAAAUCAAAGCACAAGGAACACCACAAGAAGCACGGCAAGAAGCACAAAAAGCACAAGCAUAAGCACUCCAAAAAGGAAAAUCUACCAGUGCCAGUGGCCCAGCUAGUGCCAGAGUCGUUGCCAGAGCCAGUGCCUGUAGCAGAGCUAGUGCCAGACGUAGAACCAGCGCCAGAGCAGGCGCCAGUUCAAAUCGAGGAGAAACCAUGCGAGCCGACAGUACAGAGCUCAAUGUGGUGGAACUAUGACCAAACGCUGCUCUCUGGCUAUAGCUUUGGCAAUGCGGAUCUCAAUUUUAAUCUGGGUGGUAAUGGGCCGAUGCGCAUUAACCAGCCAAUUAGGCAAUUUUCCACGUUUAUAAUACCAAAGCUGAGGAACAAGCAACAACAAUGCAUGAAUUUAAAUACCCCCUCGGAAGUUUUUACAACGCAACAUUCGCCGGCUAGAGAUUUGGAUUGGUUGCACGAUCAAAACUUUAGGCCCAUAUCGCCCAUUAAGAAAAGUGAUAUAGACCAUUUGCCGACAUCGGAGGAUAUUUGGUUAAGCUACGAAGCAUCCAAACAGGGCGCCGAGCCUGAAUGGCCAAUUUGCUGCACUCAAAAUGCAUUCAGUCCCAUGCCAGCGCCCAAAGCAAGACCGGUUAAGUCAAAGACGGUCGAAAGCACACAGACAAGCCAGUUCAAUGACCUGGAUGAGGUGAUCGCUAGCCUCGCGAACUGGGAUUCUAGCUGCGAGCGAAGAGAGGAGUUUGACCAACAAACGCAACAGGACGCAGCGAGCGUGUCCUUUGUGGAAUUGGAUAGCUUAGACCUGAGCCUGGACGAGGAGCGCGGCCUGGUGGAUUUUCUAAAGUCAAAACGACUCCAUACGCCGCUCAGUGAUAUCAAAGCCUUUGAAAUGCUGCUGAACAUGGCCAGAAGUGAGGAAAAUAGAAAAGCGCUGCAAGAUUUGCUGCGCCCCAAAAUGUUGGUACAGGUAAGGCCAGGUAAAGGCAUGCAUAAGGCGCCUUCAAGGGAAGGACAGGAUACACCCAUGGAGCUGGAGUUAGUUAAGGAAAGAACUGUGAUAGAAACAACGCAGCAGCGAGUAGCUGAAAGGGUGGAGCUCUCAAAUAUGGCACCGCAUGUCAUCAAAACCGAGGACAUGCAGAAGGCCAUAGACUCAAUCAUUGUCAUAGAUCAGCCGCAAGAGCAACACCAACAACAAAAGCAAAAGCUUGACAUCAACACGGAUGAUCAGCCCGAAAACGACCCAAGGCCUGAUCAGCCAUUAAUAGCAAAUGUGGAAAAACUGCCGCAGCUUGUUGCGACGCCAAAGCCGCAAGAGGACGCCGUCCAACUGUGGCUGCAGCAACUGGGGCAAGAUCUGUCCCGCGUGGUACAAAGCCGACUCGACUCGCUGCCCAUCAGAGUGCCAGAACGGCUGCCCAAUGCGGCACACAUAGAGCCCAUAGAUUUCGAAGCACAGAUCAGUGAAACUGCGCAAAUGCAGCCCAAGAUUAAAACGUCAACGGGUGAAGGCCUGCGCCUCGAGUCGGAGCUAAAAAUCACAGCUGUCAUACCGCAGAGCCCGGGGCAAUGGGAGAACAGCUACAAACGACGAUUGGAUGACUUUGAUGACAUCAUUGAUCAGAACAUGACCGAGUUUCGGGAUCCGCAGGGUAAACGCCUGCGCGCUAGCCGAUGGCUAAACGAUGCGGGCAAAAGGAACUUGGACAGUUUGAAGCGUGUCCUGGAAAUGCCAGCGCUGCCAACGCAUCUGGAUCAGGGAUUGCAGCAGCUGCGCAUAUUACGGCCACCGACCAAACGCAAAAUCGAACGCACCAAAAUGCCAGUGGAAAUGAAGCUGGUGCGGGCGUACAGCACGCUGGAGGUGAAUUGCAACUUGGAUAUGAAUCAGCUGGCCCUGGAGCUGGACAAUGCGGUAUACAACAGCGAUAUACAGGUGCUGCAAAUGAGUUACGAUGCCGCCCAAAUGGCUUGGAUUUGGGAUAAUGGCAGCAUACUGAUCAGCAAUGCGCGCAGCAAGGCCAUACUCGUCGAUACCCAAAAGUGUAUAUUAAGCAAAAUACUGGGCGAUGCAGCGACGGUAAACAUGGCCCAGCAUAAUGCAUUGCACUCACAAAUGAUACACAUCGCACAAUUUCCGUGGCACAUUUGCAUUGAGGAGUUCAGCCAAACGUAUUCCCUCAGCUCCGAUACAGUGCAGGAUAGCCUGCGGUAUGCCUACUAUGUGAACAAAAAUAUACCCAGUGUCGCGGCCAAGGUCUAUGAGUCCGGUGCGAUCCAUGUGUUCGCAAUGACCGCUGUCCAGGCUGAUAAUAUGCUCGAGAAGCUGUUUCUGCUCACGGCCAAUCAUCGCAAGUCAAAGGCAAUAAUUCCGCCCAAGCAAAAGUCUGAAUGCAAUGGCACUUUUAUACCAUUGUUUCCCACUUGAGUAGCCCAAAAGAAAUAUGUAUUUACAUUUUUUAUUUAGCUAGCAGUCGUGUCUACAAUUGCAGUUUAUUAUACGUAGACUACCCA
Molecule: messenger RNA, 3127 nt
Organism: Drosophila novamexicana
Lineage: Eukaryota; Metazoa; Arthropoda; Insecta; Diptera; Drosophilidae
Gene: ms(3)76Ba
Exons: 2
Coding region: 486-3041 (851 amino acids)
Source: RefSeq, a predicted model, not a curated record